AUUUGCUUGGUUUAUUCGAUGAGCCAAUUUAGUUCAUGAUGGAGUUGUUGAAAGUAUAUAAUAUAUCCACUUAUACUUAGCUGUUGUCAUGGUAACGCCUACUCCAAACAAACUCGUGAUAACACAUAUUCUACUUACCAACUACGCCUAUUCUUUAAUAAUUUGACUCUUUCUUAAAGUAUAUCCCUUAUGAUAAGCAUUGUGAAGAAAAUAGUCUAUAAAUGGUCUGUACCGGUGCGAUUUGUGGGAUUUGAGAAACACAAUUUCUCAAUUGGAAUUUCUUUGCUGAUCAGCUAUCUAUGAUGAAGUUUGAGAAAUGGCUGGUUCAGAGGAUGGUUUUCAUCUUCACUUUGCUGGUGAUUGUGAAUGGCCAGACUGAUACCUGUACUGGGAACUCUCAAGUCUUUUCAAGCUUGAAUGCUUCUGCUUUACCAUUUGAUAAAUCGGCCCUGCAUUGCAGUUCUGUUUGGAGUAGUUACAAUUAUGUCUUAAGGUAUUCACAGAACAGCACAAAUAUAUGGAGCUUCGUACUCUCUGCAACAAACAGGCAAAGCUGGAUCGGAAUAGGGUUUUCAAGCAGUGGUUCCAUGGUGGGGUCUAGUGCAAUCGUGGGUUGGGUAGACCAAAGUGGUUCUGGAGCAGUUAAACAGUAUUAUCUUGGAGGCCAAUCAACACAGGCAGUUAAUCCAGAUCAGGGGAACUUGAACAUAGUUAAUAACUACACAACUCUUAUUGUUGAAGGAUCUACUAUUUACUUGGCCUUCCAACUACAAUUCAGUACACCACUUACAGUGGCAAAUAUACUGUAUGCUGUUGGACCUCAAAAUAGUUUCCCAGAUUCUAAUUACAGAUUGACCGAACAUCAGGCAAAAGUUGCAACUGUAUUUGACUUCUCCACAGGUGCAUCAUCACAAUCAAGCUCUACAGACAACCUUAGAAAAAGUCAUGGAGUUCUAGGUCUUAUAGGUUGGGGUAUUCUUCUUCCUCUAGGUGUCAUCAUAGCUCGACAUUUUCGACAAUGGGAUCCAGCUUGGUUCUAUCUACAUAUUGGAUUUCAAAUGGCUGGAUUCAUCCUUGGCAUUGCGGGAAUAUCUUUGGGAUUUAAACUAUCUAACCGCUUGAGUACUGAUGUUGAUACCCACAAAGCUAUUGGAAUAAUUAUGCUCGCAAUAGGAGCCCUUCAGGUAGCUGCAUUAUUUAUAAGGCCGCAAAAAGAUUCAAAAAUUCGAAAAUAUUGGAAUUGGUACCAUCAUUGGUUUGGGCGGAUUCUCCUUAUUUUGGGUAUUGCAAAUAUAUUUUAUGGAAUUGAUUUGGCAAAUGCCGGAAGUUCAUGGAACAUUGGUUAUGGCAUUGCACUCGGACUUCUUGCUCUAUCAAUUUUACUUCUUGAGAUAAAAUUGUUUCUUUCAACUCCUCAAAAAACUACAAAGAUUCCUCCUUCAACCUCGCCAACCUUUGACAAUCAUAUAUAAGUUUUUGUAUAACACAAUUCUAUUUUGUAGAAUACAGGAAAAUAGUUAAACAUUUCUAUAACAGUUUUAGAUGAUUAUUUAAAUUUAUCAGACAUUUAUUCUUUUGUAUACAUAUUUUUAAAAGGAGUGAGAAACUUGUGUAUCUA
Molecule: messenger RNA, 1618 nt
Organism: Cryptomeria japonica (Japanese cedar)
Lineage: Eukaryota; Viridiplantae; Streptophyta; Pinopsida; Cupressales; Cupressaceae
Product: cytochrome b561 and DOMON domain-containing protein At3g07570
Exons: 4
Coding region: 300-1472 (390 amino acids)
Source: RefSeq, a predicted model, not a curated record